AUGUUCCGCACCGCUCCUCGUAUGGCUGGAUUCGUGUUCCGUGAGAACCGUGUCCCUUACUACCAGCGUCUUUUCCAGCAGCACGACGGCAAGCGCCAGUGGUGGAAGACUGAGCGCAGUGGUUACCUCAUGUGGCCCUACCUGAUCUCCGUCUACGGAAUGGGCAUCGCUACCACCUACGCUAUGGGUCGUAUGGUCUUUGGCCACAAGACCUGGUUCGGCAAGGCGUAA
Molecule: messenger RNA, 231 nt
Organism: Aspergillus niger
Lineage: Eukaryota; Fungi; Ascomycota; Eurotiomycetes; Eurotiales; Aspergillaceae
Exons: 5
Coding region: 1-231 (76 amino acids)
Source: RefSeq, a predicted model, not a curated record